CUUGAUCAAGGAUGAUAAAUCAGGUUUAAUUAAGAGAGCAUGCAAUUUGGUUGCCUACAACAUUAUAAAUACUGAUAAGAUGUUACUGAAUGUAUUAUAUUUGGGUUUGUAGGCUAACUGCUCACAUCUGAACACAAAUAUUAUAUUAAAGAAGCAGUUAUACUUGAGCUGAUGGUGACUAGCAUGCAAAAUAUAGACCAACAAGCAAUAUGCCAAUUAAUAUGCUUAAAUUGAUAAAAAAAGAGAAGCUGAUCAGACACUGAAAAUGGAUAAAAUGAGUAUGAUCUUCCUCAUUAUUGUAACAUUAUGGAUAUGUUCAGAAAAAGGAAGUGAUGGCAUAUCAGAAAUGUUAAGGAAUGACAUGAAGAUAUUUAUUCCAAACAAUGGACAAACUACUUUGAAUUCAGCCAAAGUCUGCUCAGAUAUCCCCCAAUGCUCUUGCUUUGAACUCCCCUCUGCAAAGGGACUACAAGUUGACUGCAAGGAAAGAAAUCUGACAAAUAUUCCGACCAACUUGCCUCUCAAUACUACACAGCUUGUAUUAACAAUGAAUUUUAUUUCUUCAAUUCCUGACAACAUCUUUAUGAACUACACAAACAUGACUUUUUUGGACUUAUCGUUCAACACAAUAAGUCAGCUUGGGCAAAACGUCUUCAAAGGAUUAGAAAACCUCGAAGUUUUGAAUUUGGAAAUGAAUCAGAUACGGUAUAUGAAUACUUCAAUACAUUCUGAAACAUUCAAACCAAUGACCUAUUUGACAGCGAUAAAUCUUCAACAACAUUUACCAGAUAUCUCAAAAGACGAAAGGUACCCAAUAAAGUCUUUGACAUAUUUAAAGGCACUUCAACACUUGGCUAUGGACGGUCUGCCAAAUCAACCAUUUAAUGAACAGUUCCUUAAACUCAAGUUCCUAAAAAUCCUUCAACUCGGUGGAGUACAAAGAUGUAAUAUUACACAGGUCUCCCGCAACAUGUUUAAGAAUUUGCCAAACUUAACUGAUCUCACAAUACAAGGCUGCAAACUAAAAUCCAUCCAAAAUCAGAGCUUCAUCGAAAUACCAAAACUUGAAACACUAAACCUGUCCCAUAACGAAGAGCUUGAAUUCAAAAGUUUUGCGAACAUUUCUUAUGGCUUACAAUUUACUAAUAUUCAGAAACUGGCUUUAAUAAAAAUUCAUGCAACAUUUGGUGACUGCACUAUACUUACUGAUGAAAACUUAAGAUAUCUACAUAAUACUUCACUGAAGUAUAUUUUUUUAGACUCUAACCGACUUGCACUGUUUGAAAGCAAGGCUGUCCGCUACAUCCCUCGCAGUCUGAUUGGUUUAUCAUUGAAAGACAAUAAACUUAUGCUCGGAGAGUACGUUAUCCAAAUAGUGAUAGAUAUAGCAUUUCAUAAUUUGUUUGCAAAUCUAAAAAAUUUUCUAAUUGCUUCACAAAGAGUCAAUCACAGUUUUAAAGAACUGUUUAAACAUAUGACUUUGGCUGAAAUAGUUAACAUGUUUGCAGACCAUAACAAACAAAAAAGAUCCCUUCAGUUCCUAAGAAAGGAAAUUUUAUCGGGAAAAGACACAGAUAUAAGUCAGCCUGUACCUAAAGCUAACAUACAAGAUCUCAGCAAAAUACUAUUAUUAAAGUAUUUUGGAGACAAGUGCAGAAGUUGUAAAAACAUUUCCACAAGUAUUAUACCACUGCCACUCCCACCCAAUUUAACUGUUGCAGAUUUGAGCAACUUAAAAAUUCGCACAGUGGUUCGACCUCUCUGUUUCUGUGAAAACAAAUUACAAAACUUAUCACUGAAUAUGAACACAUUUUGGUACUGGAAAGGACCGCUUGUUGGAUUAAAUGAACUGACAUAUCUAAAUAUGCAAUGGAACUACUGCGAGAGAAUUUCGUUAGACUUUUUUCACUACCUUCCAAAACUUCAGCUUUUGUACAUCUCUGGAAACUUUCUCGGAUUUCCACUUAGUACAGAUAGUGAUGGGAUAAUAUUCGGCAAACUGGCAAAAUUAAAGGUACUCCACAUGACUGACAAUAAAAUUAAAUUCCUGCCGCCAACCAUUUUCAAAGGAUUAAAAAGCCUUCGUGAGUUAUAUCUACAAUCAAAUCAAUUAGAUAUCAUCAGCUGGAAUAUGGAUCAUAUGUCUAAACUUAGACUGGUUGAUUUGAGAGGAAAUCAAAUUGUCACCAUUGAUGAAAAUGUUCGCCAACAUUGGGACAGGCUUGCUUCCACUGGUUCAUUUUCUGUCAAUUUGGUUAAUAACUCUUUCAGCUGCAACUGCAAGAAUUUAGAUCUGCUAAAAUGGUUUUCAGAAACAAAUGUGAAUUUUACUGACUAUGAUGAAUAUAAAUGCAAAUUUGACAACGGCACCCAUGGAAACUUAGUCCAUGUGGAUAUGAUAAGCAGAUCUUUAACAAAAGAGUGUGCUAACUAUUUCAUAGUAAUUCUUGCUACAUGUCUGGCCAUUCUUUCAGGGCUAAUUACAGUGGCUGCUGGGUUGGCAUAUCGCUACAGAUGGAAUCUGCGUUACAUGUAUUACUCCGCAAAAUUCAAACUUAAAGGAUAUAGUCCUGUAAAUACUGAAGAAGCAGACUUCCAAAAUGACGUUUUUGUUUCUUAUGCUGACAGUGAAGGCACUUUUGUACGUCGUCACCUAGUUCCUGAACUUGAAAACAAUCGUGGACUUAAUCUACUAGUGCAUGAUCGUGACUUCAGAGCUGGAAAUUUUGUAAAUGACAACAUCAUGCAUGCUAUUACAACAUCGCGUAAAACACUGAUAAUCAUGUCUAGAAAUUUCCUGCGAAGCAAGUGGUGUUGCUAUGAGAUGAACAUGGCUAGAAUGGAAGGUAUCAAGACUGGACGAGAUGUCGUCUGCAUCCUUAUGAAGGAAGAGGUUCCAACUUCUGGCCUACCCCUUGAAAUCAUUGACAUUAUUAGCCAGAAAACAUAUCUUGAAUAUCCAGAUGACAACCAGAAUCAUUUGCAACAGUUCUGGGAUAGACUUGCUGAUGCGAUCAAACAGUAACAAUAUUUUAACAUGUGUCUUUUUUAUAAAUAUAGAUAAGAAUUGUUCAGAUCUGUUUCCGGUCAGCAGAACAUGUAUUCAACCAAGUAUUGCCUGAGGUUUUACCUUUAAAAAGUCAUGAAAUUCAUAGUCACAUUUUCAUAUCUUGAAGUUUUUUUCUUAUAAGUUUUACUGGCCAACGAAAUAAAAAAAACAGAAAAUGGUACAAAGUAAAUACUAUAAAAUGAUGUUGAGUAUGCAGUUGUUAUUUCUUAAAAUCUGACAUUUCAUUCAUAAUUUACAGCAAAAAAUAACUUUUCCCAUGCUUUAAUAUAAGCAUAAUCUAUCUUUGAGAAAUAAAUACAUUAUCUAGAUUGUAAACAGACAAAAUGGUGUCACUUUAAUAUCAGUUGUACAGUAAUUAAUUUGUCCAAAAUAUCUAAGAUGUACACAAUACAAAAAUUUUAUC
Messenger RNA from Mercenaria mercenaria, 3473 nucleotides. Its product is annotated as toll-like receptor 4. Bases 266 to 3025 code for a protein of 919 amino acids. The transcript is spliced from 3 exons. Lineage: Eukaryota; Metazoa; Mollusca; Bivalvia; Venerida; Veneridae. Gene Ontology annotation, biological process: immune response; inflammatory response; toll-like receptor signaling pathway. Gene Ontology annotation, molecular function: protein binding; transmembrane signaling receptor activity. Gene Ontology annotation, cellular component: membrane. The record is from RefSeq and is a predicted model, not a curated record.